AUGGCGCUGUUCCCGCCCGAGUUCCUGGCCGGCAUGCUGCUGGCCUUUGUGCAGCUGCGCCUGCGCUCGCACUUCAGCCUGGCGUCGUGGCUGGUGAAUGGCCUGACCUUCUUCCUGCCGCCCGAGGACGAGCUCAUCGCGACGCUCAACGGCCAGCCGGCCGCGGCCAAGGGCUCCAAGGCGGCCAAGGCGCAGGCCGGUCAGCCGCUUAGCGCGGCCGAGAAGAUGGACAAGUUCUACGUGCGUGUAGCCAAGACGGAGCCCGGCGUCUUCAGCCAGACGCUCUUCUUCGAGCUCUACGAGAUGCUCGUGGUGCUCGUGUCCUCAGCCUCGCUGGGCUGCUGCUUCGGCAGCCUCGUGGCCUACACGGCGCCGUGGUUCGGCCCGGCCGGCGACAACGCGGCCGACGACAAGGUGGACGUGGCCACGUACGGCCUCAUGUCGGCCAUGCUCGUGGCGCUCUGGUUCCCGCUGCAGCUCAACUUCGCCCAGGGCUGGUCGGGCUACGAGGCCCGGCUGGGUCUGUCCGUGGGCUUCAUCGGCGUCAUCGUUUCCGGUUUCUUCAUCCUUUCGCCCAAGGGAAUGCUGGACUUUGACCUGGAGCUGGCGGCGCAACUCGCCGGCGAACGUGUGGCCAUGGUGCUUCGGGCCGUGGGCUUCACGGACGCGGACUUCGUGAACGUUGCGCCGCUGGCCGAAAUGGCCAGGGUCACGCUGUUCGUCACGUUCGCGGUGUUUGCUGGUAUCUUCACGUGCACGACGUUCCUGCCGUCGUUCCGCUUUGCGCGCAUGUACUCGGAGCUGAUCAAGGACAAGCAGACGUCGGUUGUGAUGAAGGUGCUGCUGCACCUGAACAUGUUCUUCCCGGUCCUGAUUUGCGCGCUGUGGGUGCCGCGCCUUUCGAGCAACGUGCUGGUGCCUGCCGAGCUGGUUAAGUGUUCUCCGCGCGCGCUGACGCGUGACUGCCUGCAGAGCGAGGUACUGGGUCUCACUAGCGAAUCCUCGUCGGAUGUCUGGAAAUGGUACAGCCUCACGGAGUCUCAGUUCCACACGCUUCGUAUCUACGUAGUGUUUGUGGCUUGCCUGGUUCGUCUUGUGUGCUUCCGUACGCACCUGCAGCACUUCCUGCUAGAGCCUCGUGAGGUGAUGGCGUCUCUUGUGGGUCGCCCGGGCUUCGUGGACGGCGCGCUGCUGCAGAGCAAGGUCCGCCUCCAGUUCAACUACGUGCCGAUCAUCGCGCUGCAGUACCUUGCGCCGGUGUGCGCAUUACUCGCUGCUGCUCAGCUGUUGAUGAAGCAAACGGCCACGCCUCUGGGUAUCUUCAAGGGCGUCUCAUGGGUGCUGCAGCGCGUGGCGCCGAACGUCUCGAUUCCUGCCACCCUGACUUCCGAAGGAUUGAACGCGGUCUCUUUGAACGUGCUGCCUGACCCGACGGCCCCGCCCAACCUCGGCGGCUUUAGACUGGGCGACGACCUGACCAAGGAGAACGUGACGCCGUUCCUGCGCGGCAUGGGCCAGUUCCCGAUUCUGACGGCGGAGUUUUACGAGUCGGCGCUGGGCUUCUUCAUCUGGUUCCUCAGCUUCACCUUGUUCGCUGUGAGUCUGGCGGGUCUCCUCUACUGGCGCAAUGUGGCGGCUCACGGCAGCGCCGAGGUCGAGCAAACCGCCGCUGUGCGACAGAACAAGCAGACCCCCAAGACGCUCAAGAACCAACUCAAGAGCCUCAAGCUCAAGAAGAACAAGUAG
Molecule: messenger RNA, 1746 nt
Organism: Phytophthora sojae
Lineage: Eukaryota; Oomycota; Peronosporomycetes; Peronosporales; Peronosporaceae
Exons: 1
Coding region: 1-1746 (581 amino acids)
Source: RefSeq, a predicted model, not a curated record